Molecule: messenger RNA, 12081 nt
Organism: Aspergillus viridinutans
Lineage: Eukaryota; Fungi; Ascomycota; Eurotiomycetes; Eurotiales; Aspergillaceae
Product: non-ribosomal peptide synthetase
Exons: 3
Biological process (GO): secondary metabolite biosynthetic process; amino acid activation for nonribosomal peptide biosynthetic process
Cellular component (GO): cytoplasm
Molecular function (GO): phosphopantetheine binding; catalytic activity
Source: RefSeq, a predicted model, not a curated record
CAAGUGCAGCGGCAAGUUGUUGAGACCAUCCCAUUCGAACAAAGCGGAUUGCAGCAUAUCCGGCGGAUCGGUGCGGAUGAAGACCAGGCUUGCCGAUUCCAGACCUUGCUGGUGGUGCAUCCGGCUGACCCGAGUGGGCCGGGAGAUGCGUUAUUUAUGCCCGCCUCAACGCCCACCAAGUUAGCAGCCGUCGACCCGUAUGCUCUGGUGUUUGAGUGCAAGCUGCUCAAGGACGGGGUCCGGGCACAGAUCAACUAUGAUUCCAGAGUGAUGGAAAAGGAACAAGUUACCCGACUCCUGCAGCAGUUUGACCGUGUGUUGCGCCAGGUCUGCGCAGGACACAAGGCUAUCAAGAUCAAGGAGUUGGAUAUCCUGAGCCCACAUGAUCUGCUCGAUAUCUGGACAUGGAAUGCCCAAGUACCGAGAGCCUCUGGUUUUUGUGUACACGAGCUUAUCGGCUGCACGGUCAAUCGUCAGCCUCAAGCUACCGCUAUUGAUGCCUGUGAUGGAGAGUUAACCUACGGGCAGUUAGACGUGCUAUCCACCCGCUUGGCGCACCGCCUGGUUCUGUUGGGCGUUGGCUCAGAAGUCCUCGUUCCCCUACUGUUUGAGAAGUCCAAGUGGACUUCGGUAGCUGUACUGGCAGUGAUGAAGGCGGGAGGAGCAUUUGUUCUUCUCGAUCCAAGCCAUCCUUUGACUCGACUUCAGUAUAUAUGCGCUGAUGUGAGCGCCCAGAUCAUUGUAUCGUCACCAGGACAGGCAGCCAAGGCAGCAGAUCUGGCCAAGACAGUCAUAGUGGUUGGCAGCCAUGAGGACUGUGGCCAUGUUGAUGGAAAACUGACUGUCUCGACGACGCCGCAAAACACACUGUAUGCCGUCUUCACCUCAGGCUCGACUGGAAAGCCGAAAGGAGCCAUGGUGCAGCACAAUGCAUUUGCGACGAAUGCACUAGCGUAUAACGAAAAGGUGGGCCUAGACUCGGGCGUGCGGAUCCUGCAGUUCUCUUCGCAUUCGUUUGAUGUAUGCAUCUCCGACUUGCUCUUCACUUUAAUUGGCGGUGGGUGCAUCUGCAUCCCGUCGGACAGUGAGAGUAGAAACAAUCUGGCUGGGGCUGCGACAGAAUACAACGCCAAUUGGGCUGAUCUGACCCCCUCGGUGCUCCGAACAUUGUCGCCUGCAGACGUACCAACAUUAAAGACGGUGGCAUAUGGUGGGGAGGCUCCAUCUAAGACGGACAUCCUUGCGUGGUGUAAUACGGUCCGCUUGAUCAAUGUAUACGGCCCUGCCGAGUGUAGUGUGCUUGCAACAGUGCAGCCGCGCGUUACGGCAGACUCCGAUCCCUUUAACAUUGGGUCUCCGAUCGGUGGAGUAUGUUGGGUUGUCGAUCCCACGGACUCAAGUCGGCUGGCUCCUGUUGGUGCCGUGGGGGAACUAGUGCUCGAAGGUCCGCUGCUAGGGCAAGGAUAUAUCAACGACACCGGAAAUACCGGACAGGCAUUCUUAUCCGAUCCAGCCUGGCUGGUUGACGGCCAUGCUGGUCACCCAGGGCGCCAGGGCCGAGUGUAUAAGACUGGGGAUCUGGUCCGUUAUACGGGUGACGGCACCCUACAAUUUCUCGGACGGAAGGAUACACAGGUCAAAUUGCGCGGUCAGCGGGUGGAGCUAGGAGAAGUUGAGCAUCACUUCGAGCAACUUCUGGCAGACGUCUGUCACAAGAAUGGAGGAUUCGACGAAGCCAAGCUCGAGGUCGUGGCGGAAAUCAUCCGGCCACAACAAACGGGCCGCCCAACACUGGUGGCAUUUGUUGCGCUUCGUAACACGGUCUUGUCCAUUCCGGAAACAGUUGCCGCUCUAAAUCGAAUGACAGUCGAUCUGGAUUUGAAGUUGGCAGAGCGGCUGCCAGCCUACAUGGUGCCCAGCGCUUUUAUUCCUGUGGAGCGUAUACCAUUGGGGUCGACAGGCAAGACUGAUCGCCGCCAACUGCGAGAAAUUGGAUUGGUCAAGCUCGGUAAUGGCAUUGCAGAUGACCCGGAGCGUAAACGCAAAGCGCCUUCUACCCGUGAAGAGGAGGUUCUAGUGGAAAAGCAAUCUCGGUGGACUCUGCCUUCAUUCGACUGGGGGGGGGAUUCAAUCACGGCGAUGCAGGUUGUUUCCCGGUGCCGCACCAGAAACAUCCUCGUUACUGCUGGCGACGUGCUUCGAGCGCAGACCAUUGAGAAAUUGGCCAGCUGCUGCAGUUCUAUUCAACGGGAGGUGAAAGUCCUUGAUACGCACACUACAGAAGAACAAGCGUGGGGAUUGUCUCCGGCGCAAUGCGUCUUCUUCGACGCCCAUCCAGAGGGCCUGAAUCACUUCAACCAGAGCUUUUUCCUUCGCAUCAAACGUCCGUUUUCGGGACACGCCAUCAAAGCCGCCGUGGAAACGGUUGUACAACGCCAUCCCAUGCUACGCGCGCGAUUUGAGCGGACGGAGGGGGAUGGCUGGCAGCAGCGUGUGGCUAGAUAUAGCCCCAACAUCAUUGCGUUUUACGAGCAUCGCGUUGGCAAGUCGGGAAUCGAGGCCAUUGCGCAAUCUCGACAGGAACAGCUCGACAUACGACAAGGGCCAGUGUUUGCAGCGGAUGUAUUUCACCUCCCCUCUGAGGAGCAGAUUCUUCUUGUCAGUGCUCAUCAUCUGGUCGUCGAUCUUGUGUCAUGGCGAGUCAUCUGGCACGACCUCGAACAAUGCCUGCUGGGUCGUGAGCAGAGUAUUAAUCGUCCAGCAGCCUCAUUCCAGGCUUGGUCCAGGAUGCUACAUGAGACUGCCCGGUCGUUGGUGCCAUCACAGGUGCUACCAUUCAAAAUCGACACCAGUGGCUACUCAUACUGGGCAGUAGAACAUACAGAGAAUACCCAUGACAAAUUUGAUACACACGUUCUCAGUCUUGAUCAAGAGACUACAGCGCUACUCCUUGGCCAGAGCAAUCAGCGGCUGGCGACCGAACUGACGGACAUUCUUUUGGCCAUGCUGGUUUACUCGUUCCGCCGGGUCUUUGCUGACCGGCAUGCACCCCCAGUCUUUCUCGAGGCACAUGGUCGAGAGUCUCUUGAUGGCGUGGAAAUCGACCUAUCGGAGACAGUCGGCUGGUUCACCACCAUCUUCCCUGUUCAGAUCCCUUGUGGAUCAGGCCAUAGUAUUGUGGAUAUCGUCAAGUUUGCGAAAGACGUUCGUCGUUCCGUUCCGGGCAAAGGGCUGCCAUACUGUCUCAGUCGCUAUCUCACAACAGCUGGACGACAGGCCUUCAAGGAGCAUGACAAUGUUGAAGUACUGCUGAACUACGACGGUAUAUACCAACAGCUAGAGAAUGAUAACUCUCUGCUGGCUCGUGUGAAUAGCCCUACCAUUGUAUCGAAUUUCAGCCAAUCAUCACCCACUACUCGGCGAGUCGGUCUGGUAGAACUCAACAUCGGCGUCAGGCUUGGCCGGCUGAAUAUUGCUUGUGGCCUCCACCGAGACAUGAGGCAUCAAGAGCAGCUAGUUCAAUGGAUGAAUCUGUUUGGGGAAAGUCUCAGGCAAGCCUCUCACGAGCUAGCUACCGGGUCGCCAAGCUUCACGUUGAGCGAUUUUCCCCUAUUGUCAAUAUCCUACGACGGGCUAGACCAGCUUCAAAAGACGAUCGCCGACGCAGGGAUUGCACACCAUGCGGUGGAUGGCAUUUAUCCGUGCACGCCGAUGCAGGCGGGUAUCUUGCUUAGCAUGGAGAAAGGAACAGCGUCGUACAUGAAUCAUCAGGUUUGGAGAUGUGUGGUGCCUCGUAGCAAAGGCCCCGUCUGUCCACAGCGGCUAGAGGCAGCCUGGAAACGUGUCGUUCUGCACCACUCGAUCCUUCGCACGGUCUUUGUGCCCCUUCUCGAUGAAGAUGGCAUGUUCGCGCAAGUGCUCAUUAACAAUGCCUCGAUCCAGGUCCAUAAAAUCAAGUCUGAUUCAGAAGACCCGGUCAAACCUUUGAAAGAACUUGGACAUCCAGUCUUUGCUCCUGGACGACCCAACACCCGUUUCACAAUAUGUCAGGCCUCGAAUGGUGAUGUCGCGUGUCGGCUGGACAUGAAUCACGCCUUGAACGACGGCGAUUCCACAUCUAACGUCACCAGUGACCUGGCAAGAGCGUACGAAGGCGCCAGUCUAUCGCCAGCUCCGCCGUUCAAGGAACUGAUUCAGCAUCUAAUGUGCACCCCACCCGGUCUGAGGGAGCAAUACUGGAUAAACCAGUUGGCCGGUGUCCAGAUCUGUCAGUUUCCUGUUCGCAACGUCAGGACGCCGUCUUCCAGGGACGAGCACGGGAUCCUUUCGCUCGAUAAAAAGCUAAUCAGCGAAAUCCACGCAUUCUGCCUCCGUCGGGGAAUUACUAGGUCGGUCUUCAUCCAGGUGGCCUGGGCUCUAGGUCUGUAUUGGUACACAGGGAUGACCGAUGUUUGCUUUGGAUACAUGGCAUCAGGGCGAGACGCACCGAUUGACAACAUUGACGGAAUGGUUGGACCGUUGGCAAACAUUUUGAUCAGCCGAAUUAACGUGGAGGACUCCCUUGAUGAGGUGCUGACAAAAACAGCUGCCGCCUCGGUCGAGCACUUAGCAUACCAACAUGUAUCUCUAGCUAAGAUUCAACACCAUCUGCGCCUGGGUCACCUUCCCCUCUUCAACACUUGCGUAACGGUGCGCGAGGCAGUGGACAGCAGCAAGACAGAACAUCUUUUGACUCUUCAAGGUGCCGCCAGCAAUGAUCCGCACGAGUUUGCCGUGGCAUUUGGAGCGUUGUUAAGCGGGUCUACCACAGAGCUCAGUCUCAGUUAUCACAAAGACUUGAUUGGGCAUUCCACGGCGCAGGAACUUGCCUGGGCUCUUGAUAUGGCCAUUGCCCAUGUUCUACAGGGCGAUAAUUCAAGCAAGGUACCAAUGUGGUCUGGCUUCUUCCAGCACAUCGUCGGGGAAAAUGGAGCGUCCGCGGCUGCCUUCUGGAGACGUUACUUUGUGGGCUUGGACACAAGGCAUUUCCCGUCUCUACCGAGCCCCUCGUACACUCCGCAGGCCAGUAACAGCCUUAGCUAUCUGCUUGCCGGUUUCCACUGGACUAGCGACCGAGUCAGUGCCCCGACGGCAGUGCGCGCUGCGUGGGCGAUGCUCCACGCCAGCUAUACUAAUACUAGCGACGUCAUCUUUGGCAUUUGUACCAGAAGACGAGGAGCGGAACUGGCCAAAACGCCAAGGGGAAUAAUGCCUUUACGAGUUGUUAUAGACUGGCACUCGACGGCAGCUCAGCUACUGGAAGGUCUCGAGGACCAAGUCCUUGAGAUGGAAAGAUUCAAGCGGAUGGGCAUGCAUCAAAUCCAACGGUCGAGCGACGAAGCCGAGCAGGGCUGUCAGUUCCAGACGCUUGUAGAGGCGCAAGACUGUGAUGCUGUAUCGGACGUUACCGACCAGUUUGGUUUAGUCCUCCAGUGGUCCUGCAAAGAUGAAGGAUUGCACCUUCAUGUCAGAUUUGACCCAAGUAUGGUUGAAAAGCCAUAUAUCGAGCGAAUGUUGCGACAGCUUGAGCAUCUGCUACGCGAGCUUCACACCAAGCAUACCCAGAAGAGCAAGAUCAAGGACAUCCAAAUGGCUUCUACAAAAGACUUGCAGGAUAUCUGGACCUGGAACGGCUCCGUCCCAGUCCCGGUCGAGGCAACUAUGCAUAAUCAAAUCACUGCAAUUGCGCAGCGUCAACCCGAUGCGCCGGCCGUCUGCGCGUGGGACGGUGAAUUGACAUACAGGGAGCUCGAAACACUGUCAACCAGGCUGGCAUCGCAUCUGGUCCACACCCUCGAUCUAGGUACAAUCGUGCCCCUAUGCUUCGAGAAAUCUGUAUGGACACCUAUUGCCAUGCUGGGCGUGAUGAAGGCCGGGGGCUGUUCUCUGGCCCUGGAUAUGACACAGCCCGCAGCCAGAUUGGCAGCUCUGAUGGAUCAGGUUCAACCUCGCAUUAUCCUAUCUUCCGCGGCCAACGAAGACCUGGCACGACAAGUCGCAAAGGUGCCAGUAGUUGUUGUCGACCGGUUUUGUCUGGACGGAAUGACGACCGUUAGACCCCUGCCAGUCGUCAAACCGUCCGACCUUCUGUAUAUCAUCUUCACGUCGGGUAGCACUGGCAAACCCAAAGGCACGCUGAUCUCACACGGUAAUUUUGCCAGCGCCGCCCAUCACCAGCGGAAUUCAUGGCGGUUUGGGCCUGGGGCUAGGGUUUUCGAUGCUGGCUCCUACGCCUUCGACGUAGCCUGGGGUAAUGUGCUACACACACUUUCGUCCGGUGGAUGUAUCUGUAUACCCGAAGCCACAGCAGCAAAGGAGGAUAUCCUCGGUAGCUUGAGGGAAUAUCGAGCAACUCACGCUGAGAUGACACCUAGUCUGGCGCGCACUCUGGUGCCCGACGACCUGCCUGAUCUAGAAUGCUUCAUCUCUUCGGGCGAAGCGCUCGAUGAGACCGUGCUGCAACGUUGGUCCAAUGUGACGCGGAUAUUGAACGCCUAUGGUCCGGCUGAAUGCUCCGCAGUUUCUACAAUUGCCCAGCUAGACUCUGCUGUGUCCAAGGGAAACAUCGGCCGAGGGCUAGGUCUCAACACGUGGGUUGUGAGUCCUCAGAAUGGCCGAGACCUGGCUCCCAUCUAUGGAAUCGGAGAGCUGUGGCUGGAAGGUCCACUGGUUGGACAGGGCUAUCUCGAUGAGCCCGACAAGACGUCUGAGGUGUUCAUUGACAAUCCGGACUGGUUAUUGCAGGCUGGCAGGCGGGGUAGGUUAUACAAAACAGGAGAUCUUGUGCGGUACGACACGGAUGGCAGUUUGAUAUUUGUGGGUCGUAAGGAUACCCAAGUCAAGAUUCGAGGGCAGCGUGUUGAGUUGACCGAGGUCGAGGGUCACGUUCGACAGGUGCUAAACGAUGGUCGGAUUGGUGUCUCCAUGGGCGAUAAGCUUCACGUCGUCGCAGAGGCCAUCACACCAUGCGACGGGAGCCGUCCAGUGCUUGUUGCUUUUGUCAGUCUCGAUUCGCGGCACAGCUCAGACUACAAGGCCCAAAGAGUUAGACAAAUUACCAAUGGCUUGGACGAAGCCCUGGCCAAGUUCGUGCCAGCAUAUAUGAUUCCAACUGCCUACAUCCCGAUCGAAGAGUUGCCUCUGACCGCGAGUGGCAAAACAUAUCGCCUCAAGCUGCGACGGAAUGCAUCGUCAUUGACUCGAGAGGAUCUGGCUCUCCUGGCCUCUGGUGAGCGAGAAAAGCGCGCCGCACGCACCUCAGAAGAGAGAAUCCUCCAGCGACUAUGCUCCAGAGUCCUCGGUGUCAGUCUGGACAGCCUUGGUCUCGAUGACUCCUUCUUCCGUCUGGGAGGGGACUCCAUCGCUGCAAUUAAACUGGUUGCCAUGGCUCGUCAGGAAGGCUGGGAAGUCACCAUCGCCAAUAUAUUCUCUCAUCCCAAGCUGACUGAUCUUGCCUGCACAAUGAGUCCACUGCAAUCAAACGCACAGAGAGCACCUCCGCCUUUCUCGCUGCUGUCGCACCCUUCACGGGAACAUGUCCGGAAAGCCAUUGAAGAGUCUGAAAUGGAUUAUUCUAUGCUUGAAGACGCCUAUCCAUGCACAGCACUUCAGGAAGGCCUCAUUGCCAUGACCGUCAAGGACCUAGACGCUUAUGUGUGUCGGAUGACGUUUGAGCUCCCACGAGAUGUGAAUCUGGACCACUUCCGCGCUGCGUGGGAUGCAACAGUGGCCGAAAAUCCCAUUCUUCGAACAAGAGUAAUUCAGACGACAUCCGGCCUCAUCCAAGCAGUUGUGCAAGGCACCAUCCAGUGGCACACCGCAGCGAAACUGGACGAGUACCUCGCUGACGAUGCCCGAAAGCACAUGGGCAUUGGACGGCCGUUGCUGCGACUGGGGCUGAUAGUCGAGGCCGGAAAAUCUCCAUGUUUUGUUCUAGCGAUCCACCACGCUCUGUACGAUGGCUUUUCGCUAUCGUUGAUCUUGCAACAGGUGGACGCAGCCUACCUGGGCCACGGCCUCCAACGGCAACCAUUUAGUCGAUUCGUGGAAUCCCUCUUGAAGGUCGAUAAGAAGGCAGAAAAAGGCUUCUGGGUCUCCCGAUUUGCCGAUCUCAGAGCACCAGCCUUCCCCCCGCUCCCUGCAGCUCGCUAUACAUCUAGAUCGAGAAUGGCCUUUGAACACACCAUCGCAGAUUACUGCCAGAUGAGCCGCGAUUAUACACUCUCAACACUGCUUCGUCUGGCCUUGGCGGUGCUAAUUGCGCAUCAUACGGAUUCCAAUGAUGUAGUGUACGGGGAAACGCUGACUGGACGAAACGCUGCUUUCGCAGACAUCGACCGGUUGACUGGACCAACAAUCACUACGAUCCCUGUCCGCGUUCAGAUCGAGCCAGACCAGACCAUUGCAAACGAACUCCAUAAGCUCCAGAGUGAUAUGACAGCUGCGAUUCCAUAUGAGCAAACCGGAAUACAAAACAUUCGCCAGAUGAGCAGCGAGGCGGCGGCAGCAUGUAAUUUCCAAAGCCACCUGGGCAUUCAGCCUUUCGCAGAGGAACUCGGUGCCACUAGUAUUUUUGCACGGCAGCAAACGCUGAGUACGUCCGAUCAUUUUGCCAGCUAUGCCUUUGUCCUGGUCUGCUCGUUGUCGUCCGCCAGCCGAAAUAUCUUCGUCGAAUGCAACUUCGACAAGGACAUCAUCAGCCAGGUCGAGGCGGAACGAUACGUGAAACAGUUUGAGAAUAUUUUCCGCCAGCUCUGCGAAGAUCAGCAGAAAAGAAUCCGUGACUUGCAAGUUAUCAGUCCUACUGAUCUCUCCCAGCUAGCCGAUUGGAAUUCAAUCCUGCCGUCGUCUCUCAACAGCACUCUACACGACCUGAUCAUGGCCCACUGUCUAUCCCAGCCAGACUCGAUGGCCAUCUCCUCCUGGGAUGGUGCUGUCAGCUAUGUUGAGCUGGAGUUCUUAUCACGCACGCUUGCACAGUAUCUGAUCCGGAACGGGGCGAGGUCAGAGAUGAUUGUUCCCCUCUGCUUCCAGCGAUCCAAGUGGUCGAUCAUCUCCAUGGUCGCUGUGUUGCGAGCGGGUGCAGCGUGUCUUCUUAUUGAUCCUACGCAUCCCCCGGACCGCAUCCGUGACUUGAUACAGCAGAGCCAGGCUGUGGUAGCGCUAGUUGAUCCGUCCAACGCGGUGUUGAUGAAGAGCAUGGUCGGUACCGUCGUGGUAGUCUCUGCAGACUCGUUCAACGGUCUCCCGGCCGAGGAAGAUCCCACAUUACCAGUAGUACGUCCGAGCAACCCUGCAUUCAUUGUCUUCACAUCAGGAAGCACAGGCAAGCCCAAGGGAAUCAUCCUGGAACACGCCAACCUGAGCACGAGUAUUCGAGAUCACGGACCUGGCAUCGGAGUCAACCGACAAUCGCGGUCUCUUCACUUUGCCUCCUAUGCAUUCGAUGCAAGCAUCUACGAAGUCUGUACUACGCUGGUUUCUGGGGGAUGUGUAUGCGUCAUGUCCGAGCACGACCGGAUGAACGAUCUGGGUGCUUUCAUUCGCAAGCAAAAUGUGACAUGGGCUACUUUGACCAACUCGGCAACAAAUCUUUUGCAUCCUGACGAAGUUCCAUGUUUGCAGACGCUUGUUCUUGGCGGAGAGGCCGUGACUCAAGAUGUCGUAAAGAAGUGGGCUUCGAAAGUAACGUUGAUCAACGGAUACGGACCUGCUGAGGCCACCAUCUGUGCUCUAGGGAAUAUCCCCGACCAAGGAUGGAAACCAGGCACUUUUGGCCGUAUUGUGGGCGGAGUUGGUUGGGUUGUCACCCCGUCAGAUCCAACAAAGCUCGCAGCAAUCGGGGCCGUGGGGGAGCUGUUGAUUGAGGGGCCAGUCCUGGCUCGGGGAUACCUGAACAACCCCCAAAAAACAAACUCUUCGUUUCUUGAAGACCUGCCUUGGUUGGAGCGCUUCCGUCCUGGAGGCAAAGGUCGCGUGUACAAGUCGGGUGAUUUGGUACAAUACAACCCAGAUGGCACACUCCGGUUCGUCGGCCGCAAGGAUACUCAGGUCAAGCUGCGAGGACAGCGCAUUGAACUGGGUGAGGUGGAGUUUAAGAUCCGGCAGUGCCUGCCCCAGGUACACAAUGUGGCUGCAGAAGUCAUUAUACCCUCCGGGACGAACGCCAACUCAGUGCUCGUUGCAUUUGUUCAUCUGCCAGCCACCGACGCCGAGGACGACGACAACCUCUUUGUAGUUCCAAAUGAGGAGCUCCGAGCUGUCUUCUUUUCAGCCCAGGCGCAACUCCGGGGAAUCGUGCCGGGGUAUAUGGUGCCCAGCAUCUUCAUUCCACUCGGCCAUAUCCCAACCACCAGCUCGGGCAAAAUAGACCGGCGACAGCUUCGGGAUCGAGCAUCAUCGCUGCCUCGAGCUGAAUUCGAUGACUUGAUGGCUGCCCCAGUUGCAAAAGAGCGACCAUCGACCGGCCUGGAAGAGAGGCUGCAACAGAUCCUCGUCUCCGUCUCGAACCUCAGUCCUGCUGAGGUCGGCGUCAAGGAUAAUAUCUUCCAUCUAGGGGCCGACUCCAUCACGGCCAUGAAAAUGGUGACCGCCGCCCGCAAACAGGACAUUUCCAUCUCCGUCGCCGAUGUCUUCAGGUAUCCCACGAUAUCCGAUCUGGCGGGAUUCUACAGCAAGAGGGCCAUUGGGGAUCCCCACACAGCACCCAAUGUGCUGGCACCAGCCUCUCUCUUCGGCUUCAGCAGCUUCGAAAACUUCACCGCAGCCAUCGACUUCUCUGGCCUUGCAUUCAACGCCCACGAUAUUCAUGAUGCCCUGCCUGCAUCUCAAGGCCAGGUGGACCGAUUGCUCCGACCCAAUUACUAUUUCAUGCUGGACUUCGACCGCCAUAUCGACCAUGAUCGGCUCGAAGCGGCGUGCCGUGCGCUUGUCCAACGGCACACGAUCCUUCGUACCGUGUUCAUUCCAUACCAGGACAGAAUUAUCCAGAUUGUGCUACGCAACUUCACUUCUCCCAUACCUAGGCUGCGGGCAGAUGGUGACCUGGUUCGAUUUACAGAAUCCUUCUGCCGCCGAGACAAUCGUGAAGUCCCUAUGCUGCGCGAGUUUAUUACCUCAUUCUGCAUCGCUCAAGGGAAAGGCCAAGGCACUGUGCUCAUCGUUCGUAUCUCGCAUGCCCAAUAUGACGGGAUUUCAACAUCUUCCCUGUGGAGGGACCUACUUAGUUUAUAUGAGGACUGUCAGCUGCCUGAUUCGAUCGAGUACUCGGCCCAUAUGCGCAAAUGGCUAGCAGCCGGGACACCAAGGGCAUAUGAAUUCUGGGACAGAACUUUGGAGGGAUCGAACAUGACCUAUAUCAGUCAUAUUGGGCUGGCGGACAAUAGGGCCUGCAGCGAAUCUGUGGUCGAUGUCGGGUGUACAAUCCCUCUCCUUGAUCCACCUCAUGGCAUAACAACCGCGACCCUCGUCAAAGCGGCCUGGUCCUUGGUCCUCACUCACUUGACCGGCGAUGCAGACAUUGUCUUUGGCCAAACGACUAGCGGCCGAUCAUCAAGUGAAUUCGACACCGGAAACAUGGUAGGGAUGUGCAUUAACGCCAUCCCUGUACGAGUCAAGUACAGCGCGGAAUGGACCCUGCUGGAUCUGCUUCGCCAUGUCCAAAGCCAGCACAGCGACUCUGUACCAUUUGAGCUGUUGGAGCUCGGAGACAUUGUUCGGCACAGCACUCGUUGGUCUUGGGAUACUCGAUUCGGUAGCAUCAUUACGCACCAGAACAUCGACAUUGACAAGCCGCUCGCCGUGGGCAGUACCACUUGUACAAUGAGGAUGUUUCACCUCCCCAAACCACCGUCUUACGUCGCAGUUUCAACCUACCCCUUUGACCAGCGACUGCAGAUCGUCCUGACAACGUCGAAUCGGAUUCUGAGUGAACCCAACGCUCAAAUGGUGGUGCAACGCCUGGGGGAUAUGAUAACGGCCUUGGCAUGCGGUCCUGACAGGCCCAUUGCUACAGUAAUUGAGAUGGGCAAAGUGGAUUUAUAA